AUGCUCUCGUUCAACACGACGACGAGCUCGUCGCAAUUCUCGGCGAGCUCCACCAAGUAUUCGGUGCGCGCCGCUCCGACCACAUCGCCAAACUCGACGAUGAUGUUCCCGUCGCACUACUACGCGAUGAACGCGGCGAAACGCGGCGACAUCGGCGGCGAGUUAAGCCCGAGACAGUCGGACGUCGUCGAACGACUACGACCCGAGCGAAUCGUUCCGAUCAGCAGCGUUCAGCCGCCGUCGAUUGUGCCGACGUUCAUUUCGGAGCAGCGAGCCGCCAAUAAUGGUGCGCCAUCAUCGACCGCCGCCAAUUAUCGCCAAUUUGUCGCCGCACCGCCAUCGCCAAAACCGUUUGGCAAUUAUCCAGAGUUGACCGGCGCCUCGCCUGUUCAGAUUGUCAUCAAUCAACAGCCAUCACCGCAACCACAGUAUAAGUAUGAGCCGAAAGAGGAGCAACCAAAUGCGACUAUGGAGACCAAGGUCACCGGUCAGGGAACUCCGAAGCGCGUCGGACGCUGGACACUCGCUCAGCUUCGUCAAACCGAUGGAAUUAUUCCGAGCCAGGCCGGUUGGAACAAGGGAGACUCGCAAAAGUUGAUGACCAACUUCGGAACACCGAGAAACACGUCAACGCGCGUGAAAGCCGAAAAUCUUCAGGAGAUUCCCGAAGACAUCGCCCAAAAGACCCACGGUGAGGUCCGCCUUCAGUCGGGUACCAACAAGUACGCCUCGCAGCGCGGUAUGACCGGCUUCGGUACCGGACGUGACGUGUGCCGAGAGGGAGUGCACGUCUCGCAGAAUCCCGCCGAUCUUCCAGAGCUUCCCGAGGAGAAGAUUCGCCUGUCCGAAGGAAUCGUUCGCCUUCAGGCCGGUACCAACAAGUAUGAUUCGCAGAAGGGCAUGACCGGAUUCGGAACGGCGCGUCGCGAGACGACGAAAAUGCUCGACUCGAAACAUCCCGAAUACGAUCACGAGAAGCCCGAUCAGUCGGAGAUCCCACUUCAGUCAGGUACCAACAAGUUCGCCUCGCAGAAGGGAAUGACCGGCUUCGGAACGGCGCGUCGCGAGACCACCAAAAUGGUCGACUCGAACCAUCCCGAAUACUCGCACGAGUGCUCCAUCGAUCAGACGACGAUUCCGUCGCAGAUGGGCUCCAAUCAAUACGCGUCGCAGAAGGGAAUGACCGGCUUCGGACAACCGAGAUGGGAGGUGUUGGACCCGUCAAUCUCGUGGCAGAACCGCAAAUCGCAAGGAAUGGUCCGCCUUCAGUCGGGUACCAAUCGAUUCGCCUCGCAAGCUGGUAUGAUCGGCUUCGGAACGUGCAGAAACACAACAUUCGAGGCUGAAGGUGGCGAGCUUCCAUACGAGGCGAUGAAGGUCUCCGAGACCAUCAUCCCAAGCCAGGCCGGUUGGAAUAAGGGAGACUCGCAGAAGAGAAUGACAUCGUUCGGAGCACCGCGCGACGUCAAGGGCAAGCAUUUGAAGAGAAUCUGGGAGCUCGAGUACCCAGAAGAGGCCGAGGUCUCAUUGGAUCGUCUUUAA
Molecule: messenger RNA, 1542 nt
Organism: Caenorhabditis bovis
Lineage: Eukaryota; Metazoa; Nematoda; Chromadorea; Rhabditida; Rhabditidae
Source: the annotation of a GenBank genome assembly